UCUUCCUGAGACCAUGAAUUAAAGGCAUGGAACACCACUGCCUGGCUAGGAUUUUUUAAAAUGUAUAUGCAGAAAACUUCUAUUAUUUUUAACAAAUUUAGUAGUUAGCUAUUAAGUGCCUGAUAUACCCAGUCCUGAUUCAGACUGCUUGGACAUCCUGUGUGUGGAGUGCUCUACAUGGUUCAGAUCCAUGCAUUGGCAUUAGCUGGUUGUCACAAGGCAGGCAUGUUACCAUGGAGAUGGCAUCAUGACAUCACAAAACAGGUUAUGACUGUGCCUGCAAAUCCUAAGGGGAGGGCAACACAGAGCCCACUUGCUCUUGGUUUCUGGUUGAUGAACUGGGUACUAAGGACACUGACAAACAUGUGUGAGAUGCAGAGGUUUACUUCAGGGCUCUCCUAGCUCUGCAAAGCCCUCAGUGCAGUCCCCUUGGCUGCCGUACCACUUCCUAGAUCAAGGGAAGGUCUGGGUCGGAGGGGAAAGAGGCUUCUUUAGGUGUGAGCCCAGGGUACCUUCUAAAGGAGAGGCCUUGGUUCCUAGUGACUGACCUUGACUCCUGUACUUCAGCCGGUUGUUACGAAUUGGAAGAGGCAGAGCCUCAUAAUUUUUGUGAUUUUUUUUUUUUUUUAAAUCCCCAGUUAAUGGGUCAUUCAGAGCCUACCCAGGGAUUUAUUGAGAGUCUGGUCAUUUAAUGAUCAUAACCCCGACCUUCACAUUAACCUAGCAGCCUAAUGAGCUUCAGGGAAGAUGGUGAGUUGGAAGAAGGUGAACUGGAAGAUGAUGGAGCUGAGGAGGUCCAGGAUACCCCUGGAGGACAAGAGAGGAGUCGGAAAGACAAGGGGGAGAAACACCACAGUGACUCCGAUGAGGAAAAGUCUCACAGGAGGCUGAAACGGAAGCGGAAAAAGGAGCGGGAGAAGGAGAAGAGGAGGUCGAAGAAAAGGCGGAAAUCUAAGCACAAACGCCAUGCUUCCUCCAGCGAUGACUUCUCAGACUUCUCAGAUGACUCAGAUUUCAGCCCCAGUGAGAAGAGUCACCGCAAGUACCGGGACUAUAGUCCCCCAUACGCACCAUCCCACCAGCAAUACUCCUCAUCACACAACACACCCCUGCCCAAGAAGUCCUACUCCAAGAUGGAUAGCAAGGGCUACAGCAUGUACGAGGACUACGAGAAUGAGCAGUAUGGGGAGUAUGAGGGAGAUGAAGAGGAGGACAUGGGUAAGGAAGACUAUGAUGACUUCACCAAAGAGCUGAACCAGUACCGGCGUGCCAAGGAGGGCAGCAGCCGGGGCAGAGGUAGCCGAGGCCGAGGCAGGGGCUACAGGGGCCGUGGGAGCCGAGGAGGAUCUCGAGGCCGAGGCAUGGGCAGGGGCAGCAGAGGCCGAGGCAGAGGCUCCAUGGGAGAGCACCCAGAGGACGAAGAGGACUUGUAUGAAGAGGAGAUAGAGUAUGGAGAAAGUGAGGAGCCCAUGGGAGACGAUGAUUACGAUGACUAUUCCAAGGAGCUGAACCAGUACCGCAGGUCCAAGGACAGCCGAGGUCGAGGAUUAAGUCGAGGCCGAGGCCGCGGUUCCCGAGGCAGAGGAAAGGGGAUGGGCCGGGGCCGAGGUCGAGGCGGCAGAGGCGGAAUGAGCAAGGGCGGGAUGAAUGAUGACGAGGACUUCUACGAUGAUGACAUGGGCGAUGGUGGUGGUGGUGGAAGCUACCGGCGAAGUGAUCAUGACAAGCCCCACCAGCAGUCUGACAAGAAAGGCAAAGUCAUCUGCAAGUACUUCGUGGAAGGACGAUGCACUUGGGGAGACCACUGCAAUUUUAGCCAUGACAUUGAGCUACCGAAGAAGCGAGAGCUGUGCAAAUUUUACAUUACGGGGUUCUGUGCUCGUGCUGAGAACUGCCCCUACAUGCAUCGUGACUUUCCCUGUAAGUUAUACCACACCACUGGGAACUGCAUCAAUGGUGACGACUGCAUGUUCUCCCAUGACCCACUGACGGAAGAGACUCGAGAGCUCCUAGAUAAGAUGUUGGCUGAUGAUGCAGAAGCAGGUGCUGAGGAUGAGAAGGAGGUUGAAGAGCUGAAGAAGCAGGGCAUCAACCCCUUGCCCAAGCCACCUCCUGGUGUGGGGCUCCUGCCUACUCCUCCACGGCCCCCUGGGCCCCCAGCCCCCACCUCUCCUAAUGGCAGGCCCAUGCAAGGUGGCCCUCCUCCACCACCACCACCUCCUCCCCCACCUCCUGGGCCUCCUCAAAUGUCCCUGCCAGCACACGAGCCACUGUCCCCACAACAGCUACAGCAGGACAUGUACAACAAGAAGAUCCCCUCUUUGUUUGAGAUUGUGGUGCGGCCCACGGGGCAGCUAGCCGAGAAGCUGGGCGUGAGGUUCCCUGGACCUGGUGGACCCUCAGGACCAAUGGGUCCUGGCCCCAACAUGGGACCCCCAGGGCCAAUGGGAGGACCCAUGCAUCCUGACAUACACCCUGACAUGCACCCUGAUAUGCACCCCGACAUGCACCCUGACAUGCACCCCGACAUGCACCCUGACAUGCAUCCUGACAUGCAUCCUGACAUGCCAAUGGGUCCUGGCAUGAACCCUGGCCCUCCCAUGGGUCCUGGUGGCCCCCCAAUGAUGCCCUAUGGUCCUGGAGACUCCCCACACUCUGGAAUGAUGCCUCCUAUCCCGCCAGCCCAGAACUUCUAUGAGAACUUCUACCCGCAGCAAGAGGGCAUGGAAAUGGAGCCGGGUCUUGUUGGAGAUGCAGAGGACUACGGGCACUACGAAGAGCUGCCGGGGCAGCCUGGGGAGCCCCUCUUCCCCGAGCACCCUCUGGAGCCUGACAGCUUCCCCGAGGGAGGGCCCCCAGGCCGGCCGAAGGCGGGCGCCGGUGUACCCGACUUCUUGCCCUCGGCUCAGAGGGCCCUGUACCUGAGGAUCCAGCAGAAGCAGCAGGAGGAGGAGAGAGCGAGGAGGCUGGCUGAGAGCAGCAAGCAGGACCGGGAGAAUGAGGAAGGUGACACUGGAAACUGGUACUCGAGUGACGAGGAUGAAGGGGGAAGCAGUGUCACGUCUAUCCUUAAGACCUUGAGGCAACAGACGUCAAGCCGACCCCAGGCUUCAGUCGGGGAAGCGAGCAGCAGUGGGCUGGGGGAUCCCCGCCUCCAAAAGGGACACCCCACAGGAAGCCGGCUGUCUGACCCCCGCCUCAGCAGGGACCCCAGACUCAGCCGCCACGCAGAGACUUCAGGAGGGUCUGGCCCAGGGGACUCAGGGCCCUCUGACCCUCGGUUGGCUCGUGCUCUGCCCACCUCCAAGGCUGAAGGCAGCCUUCAUUCCAGCCCUGCAGGCCCCAGCAGUUCAAAAGGACAGCCCCCUGCAGAAGAGGAGGAAGGGGAGAGAGCCUUGCGUGAGAAGGCAGUGAACAUUCCCCUGGACCCCCUGCCUGGACACCCACUUCGGGACCCUCGCUCUCAGCUACAACAGUUCAGCCACAUCAAGAAGGAUGUGACCCUGAGCAAGCCAAGCUUUGCUCGCACAGUGCUCUGGAACCCUGAAGACCUGAUCCCUCUGCCCAUCCCCAAGCAGGACGUGCCCCCAGUGCCUGCUGCCCUACAGUCCCUACCUGCCCUAGAUCCUAGGCUACACCGUUCCACACCCCCUGGGCCUCCCAACACCCGGCAGCGUCCAGGCUCCACAGAUCCCAGCACCUCUGGCUCUAACCUACCCGACUUUGAACUCCUUUCUCGAAUCCUCAAGACUGUCAAUGUCAAUACCCCUGGCCAGAGUGAAAAACCCAGUGAUCCCAGGGUGCGGAAGACCCCUACUGACCCCAGAUUACAGAAGCCAGCAGAUCCUGGGGCAGCCUCCCGUGCAGCCAAGCCCUGCCCUACCGAAGCAUCGCCUCCUGCUGCCAGCCCAAGCGGGGACUCGUCCCCACCGGCCACAGCUCCCUAUGACCCCCGAGUGCUGGCAGCGGGUGGCUUGGGUCAGGGCAGCAGCAGUGGGCAGAGCAGUGUGCUGAGUGGUAUCAGCCUGUAUGACCCAAGGACUCCCAAUGCAGGUGGCAAAACUGCAGAGCCAACUUCCGACACAAGUGCUCAGCCCAAGGGUCCUGAGGGCAAUGGCAAAGGCUCAGCCUCCAAGGCAAAAGAGCCUCCAUUUGUCCGAAAGUCGGCACUGGAGCAGCCAGAGUCAGGGAAGGCCAGCACAGAUGGGGCCACAGCCACGGACAGAUAUAAUAGCUACAACCGGCCCCGGCCCAAAGCCACAGCAGCCCCCACUGCUGCCUCAUCCACCCCGCCCCCUGAGGGGGCCACACCCCAGCCUGGAGUACAUAACCUGCCAGUGCCCACUCUCUUUGGGACUGUAAAGCCAGCCCCCAAAACAGGCACAGGAAGCCCGUUUGCUGGCAACAGCCCUGCCCGUGAAGGUGAGCAGGAUGCGGGGUCCUUGAAGGACGUUUUUAAAGGCUUUGACCCCACAGCCUCCCCCUUCUGCCAGUAGUGUCAGUGGAGA
Mastomys coucha (southern multimammate mouse) is the source of this 4508-nucleotide messenger RNA. It is a transcript of the gene Zc3h4, whose product is annotated as zinc finger CCCH-type containing 4. Bases 732 to 4496 code for a protein of 1254 amino acids. Gene Ontology annotation, cellular component: nucleus. Gene Ontology annotation, biological process: negative regulation of DNA-templated transcription. Gene Ontology annotation, molecular function: RNA binding; metal ion binding. The transcript is spliced from 15 exons. The record is from RefSeq and is a predicted model, not a curated record. Lineage: Eukaryota; Metazoa; Chordata; Mammalia; Rodentia; Muridae.